AUGGUCGCCAUGUACUGUGGAUCGGGGGAUUUCUGCUCUGCAACUCUUCUCUUCCACCAGGUGCUCGACCCAUCUGCUCGCCUCUACAAUGCCCUCAUCAGAGGGCACUCCCUCUUCGGGGCGCACGAAGAGAUCCUCCCCCUCUUUUACCGGAUGCAUUCAAUGGGUCUCCAGCCUGACCACUUCACCUUCCCCUUUGUCCUCAAGUGCUGCGCCAACCUCGAGGCUGUAUUCAUGGGGAGAUCUGUGGAUGCUUUGUGCUCGAGGCUGGGCCUGGAAGUUGAUAUCCACAUCUCCACCUCUCUCAUCGACAUGUACGUGAAGUGCAGCAACGUUCCUGAUGCCCGCCGCCUGUUCGAGCUGGUUCCCUUCAGGGAUGUCUCCACCUGGAACGCGCUCAUCGCGGGGUACAUGAAGACUUGCGAAAUCAGAGUUGCAGAGGAGCUGUUCGGAAAAAUGCCCGAGAGGAACAUCGUCUCGUGGACCGCCAUGAUUUCCGGGUAUACUCAGAAUGGGCUCGCAGACCGUGCGCUGGCUCUGUUUGAGGAGAUGAUGGGAGAGGGGAGCGACGUUAAACCCAACUGGGUCACCAUCAUGAGUGUUCUUCCGGCCUGUGCCAACUCUUCUGCCUUGGAAUAUGAGGAGAAGAUUCAUAAAUUUGCUAGCUCGGUGGGGUUGGAAAGAAAUCCUUGCGUCUGCAUUGCGCUGGUGGCUAUGUACGCCAGGUGUGGAAGCCUCCUAAAGGCUCGCAGCUGCUUUGACCAGUUAAGGGAUGGUGACAGGGAUGUGGUCGCUUGGAACACCAUGAUCACCGGGUACUCUCUCCAUGGACGGGGAGCAGAUGCUUUAUCCACGUUUGAUGAUAUGGUGAAAUCGGGAACACCGCCUAAUGAGAUCAGUUUCAUUGGCUUGCUCUCUGGGUGUAGCCACUCGGGCUUAGUUGACGUGGGCCUGAAGUAUUUCAAUGCCAUGGAGAGCCUCUACUCUGUGAAACCGAGGUUGCAGCAUUAUGCCUGUGUUGUUGACCUUCUGGGCAGAGCAGGGCGGCAUGCCCAUUGAGCCGGGGCCCAGUGUUUGGGGCGCACUGCUGGCAGCCUGUCGGUGGCACCGUAAGCUUGAGAUUGGAGAGAUUGCAGCAGAGAAACUGUUCGAAUUGGAGCCUGGAAACACUGGGAAUUUCGUGCUGCUUUCCAACAUGUACGCAGAGGGUAGAAGGUGGCAGGCAGUGGAUUCAUUGAGAGCUGCUGUAAAAGAUAAGAGCAUGCCAAAGAACCCGGGUUGCAGUUGGAUCGAACUUCAUGGGAGAGUCCAUUCUUUUCUUAAUGGAGAUACGUCUCACCCGCAGGUGGCAGAGAUAUAUGGCGCUCCUGGAAGAGCUCCUUAGGAGGAUCAGGGAAGCUGGAUAUGUGCCCAACACAGCUGCGGUUCUUCAUGAUGUGAGUGAAGAGGAGGAGUUUAAUUUGAUGACCCAUAACAAGAAGCUGGCUGUUCCAUUUGGGCUUCUUCAUAUGGCUCCUGGUACUGUUAUCAGGGUAACAAAGAAUCUGAGGAUUUGUGACGAUUGCCAUGCAGCCUUUACGUGCAUUUCAGUUGCCUCUGGUAGGGAAAUUAUUGUGAGGGAUAUCAAUAGAUUCCAGAACAAUGGAAAGAAAUGGCUGCUUUUGGGCUUUCUUACACGCUCUGUUUUCCACUCACCAGGGAGAAAAUGCUCUGGAUUUGUGACGACCACGCUUUGGCCAUAUUCAGAAUGA
This is a messenger RNA of Spirodela intermedia, 1751 nucleotides long. NCBI's taxonomy places the organism in Eukaryota, Viridiplantae, Streptophyta, Magnoliopsida, Alismatales, Araceae. The record is from the annotation of a GenBank genome assembly.